Molecule: messenger RNA, 2154 nt
Organism: Aphanomyces astaci
Lineage: Eukaryota; Oomycota; Saprolegniomycetes; Saprolegniales; Verrucalvaceae
Exons: 1
Coding region: 152-1906 (584 amino acids)
Cellular component (GO): membrane
Molecular function (GO): symporter activity
Source: RefSeq, a predicted model, not a curated record
GCUUCCUGCGAUUCCAUUGGCUACAAUCUGUCGAGGAUAAGGUUUCAUUGGUAAAGGGCGUGGGCAGUAAUGCACCAGAUCAGCAAGCGUACCCUCAAAACGAAACUCGCGUCCGUAUACACACCCACUUUUCCUUCCGAUUGUUGGCACCAUGACCUCGUCUCGACCGAAGAUCAUCCUCUUCAGCGGGGACCUCGCGGCUACGGAUUCCCCAGGUCAACCCAGCACCAACUACGCCGAGCUGGGCUACGACAUCAACACUAAAAAAGCAGCCGCCAAGAAGUUUGACGCGCAUGAUGACACCUCAGCGUUCCACCAGCAACACUACCAGCAAGCCCAGCCACCUCAGCAGCCGCCGCACAAACCAGGUCCUGACUACGUGAACCUCCAGGCAUUUGGCCAAGCUUAUGCUAUCGGCAGCAAGCACAUGAGUAUCGCGCAAUACAGGCGCGCCACCAAGCUGAUGGCGUACGGGGCUGCGGCGGGGAUUGUCUUGGGGGCGGUUCUCAUCAACUGGGGAAGCAUCAAUGAAGACUCUAGCAUUUCAGCAAAUGUCGGUCGAUGGAUCGGUCUUGUGGGCCGGCUGUACUUGCGCGCAGUGUUUUGCAUCGUGCUGCCCAUGGUGCUGGCGUCGAUGGCGCUGAGCAUUGCCGAGAUUAUGCGCAUCGGCAAGGGCGGGCGCAUCGCGUGGCGGGUGAUGGGGUACUUCCUGCUCACCAAAGUGUUUGCAGUGUGCAUUGGGCUCGCAAUGGCGCUUGCAUUCAAAAGCGAGUUCACGUCGCUGGCGGUCAAGGCUCAACCUACCCCCGGGCUCAUGUACCUCCGCUGCGGCCAGAGCGCCAACACGUACGUCGUGGCGUCGAGCACGGGCGCCGUGUCCUGCGAGAACAAGACCCUCGAGAACACUGCCAUGGCUACAUUCGUGGUCAAGGACACCAACAAUGUAUUUGCCCGCAACAUUGACCCGAACGCCGUGCCCUCCGUCAAGUUAGCCAAGUCCGUGCUGGCCCUAACCAACGACAUCAUUCCCGACAACGUCGUGCGCGCGAUGGUGUCGACCAACAUCCUGAGCAUCGCCACGUUCGCCAUGAUCUUUGGCGCCGCCGUGUGCAAAAACUAUCGCCAAAACUCGACCGGUACCCACUACGUCAUGGACAUUCUACGCCAAGUCCACUUUGUGUGCGAACUGUUUGCCGAGUGGCUGCUCGUGCUGUCCCCGUUGCCGUUGUGCUUGCUCAUCGCGAGCGCCGCCGCGAUGGGUCAGUCUAACGCGCAAGUGAACUUUGCAUCGUCGUGCGUUUACUUUGUCAUUGCGUACUUGUCGGCGGUGGCCAUCUACUCGGGCCUUGUCCUGCCGCUGCUCCUGUACGCCGCGACCAAGACCAAUCCGUACGUGUACUUGUCGGCGAUCGUGCCGGCGCAGGUGUUUGCCUUCAGCUGCUCGUCGUCGUCCGCCACCAUUCCGUUUACGAUGCGGUGCGUGGAAUCGUCGCUCCAAGUCAGCUCUUCGCUCAACCGGUUUGUGGUGACGUUGGGGGCCCCGUUGAACAAGGACGGCACGGCCAUCUACCUCCCCCUGGCGAUCGUGUUCCUCGCCAAGGUGUCGAAUAUCACGAUCGACGGCGCUAGCUACCCGCUCAUCCUGGUCCUGAGCAUCCUCGCGUCCGUGGUGACGCUGCCAGUGCCCAACGCGGCGCCAGUGACGCUGUAUGGCAUUUGGGCCGCCGUCCAAUCGGAAAACUUCCCCGCCGCCGUUUCGUUCUUGACUGGCAUCAAUUGGCUCAUGGAUCGACUGACCACCGUCGUCAACGUCACGGGGGACGCGGUCGUGGCCAGAAUCGUCGCGCACCAUGUCGACGAAAUGGCCGUGUCUGACAGCGACACGGCGUGUCAGACUUUGUAUUAACAAUGUAGGUAGGACGAAGUAGCGAUGGAGUUGCACACAAGUGCCAGAGCUUCGCAGAUUUAUCAAGCCCUUUUACGUGGUCAUGUCGAGGCGUAUUUGAGGCGUAGUUGUUGUAGUAUGUUAUGAUCGCCAUUACAUGGAGAAUCACUGCGCAGCCCUCAACGCAAUAAUACUUCAUGUAAAAAAUAACGUGUUUACGGAAUAAAAACGACACUUUGACGAAAAACGUAAUCAAUUUCAUGUGCGUG